GUUUGAGGUUUGGAAAAGUUAUGCAGACAGUUGAUUUUUAAGCCUCCCCUUGGAUGCAUCAUGCUGGCUUCUUUUUGGAAAUUCACUAUUAUCAUCUCAUUCUGUUUACUUCCUGUGAAGCUUGAGGAUGACUCAGAUAUACCAGCGAUUGCCAAAUAUUUCAACACAAAAGGGAGGUAUGAGGAAGUGAACCCGUAUCUCAUAGAGGACAUACUUGCUGUUAACAGAUCUAUUUUACAGCCUCCAUCUGCACAAUGUCACGAAAUUCAUCUGACUGCCAUAAUAAGACACGGCACAAGAUACCCAACGACCAAAAACAUCAAGGAGAUUCAGCAGCUCUACAACAUUGUCCUGCACAAUGCCUCUGGUGAACAGAACUGGCUGCGUGAACUCCAGACCCAGUGGACGAUGUGGUACACUGAGGACAUGGACGGCCGACUCGUCCAAAAAGGUGUGAACGACCUUAAGCAUCUGGCCGUCAGGCUGUCGAAGCUGUUCCCCUCACUGAUUUCCGAGGAGAAGCUUCGAGGUGGACUCAUCAAAUUCAUAACCAGCUCAAAGCACAGGUGUGUGAACAGCACACUGUCCUUUCAAGCAGGACUGACUGAGCUGUGGGCUAUUAAAGAUAAGGAGUUUGACCAUGCAGUGAACGAUGCUCUGAUGAGGUUUUUUGACAAAUGCACCAGGUUUGUGCAGGAAGUUGACAACAACCCCUCAGCUGUGGUAGAGGUGGACAAGUUCAAGCAGGGACCAGAGAUGAGGAGGGUCCAGGAGAAGAUCGCAGAUCAUCUUAGGGUCCCGUACUGUCUCAUCACACACGACAUGACUGAAGCUGCAUUUUACGCAUGUGCUUAUGAAUUUGCCAUCAACGCAGUGAACUCCCCGUGGUGUCAGCUCUUUGAUGAGGAUGACGCAAAGGUUAUGGAGUAUGCAAGUGACCUGAGGGAAUUCUGGAAAAGAGGCUACGGCCAUGAUAUCAACAGCAAAUCGAGCUGCAUUCUCUUUCAUGAUCUGUUUAGCCGACUGGACAAGGCAGCCAAUGAGAUAAAGUCAGGCCAGCAGGUGACUGAAGCUGUGACAGUCCAGGUCGGCCAUGCAGACACCAUCCUGCCACUGCUUACCCUGCUGGGCUUCUUCAAGGACAGUGAAGCCCUGACAUCGACCAACUACGCCACACAGACCAAGCGUUCCUUCCGCACCAGCCACAUGUUGCCCUAUGCAGCUAACUUAGUCCUGGUUCUGUACGACUGUGGGGGAAGUGACCUGAGACUGCAGCCACUGCUCAACGAGAAGCCUGUGACUUUCUCUGGUUUAACUGGCCAGCAGGCCUCCAUGCCGCUCUAUCAAGACGUCAAAGAGCACUACAGAGAACUGCUCCACGGCUGUGACUUUGAGACUGAGUGUCAGCUGUUCAAGCAUCCUGCUGAGGUUUAGGUAAAUGGGGUGCAUUUUAUUCUCUUUUAUUUGUAAAAUGGAAUAAACAUUAUGCUCCUAUCCUGAAAAUGUCACCGGUUGAAGAAGUUUCUUCUAAAGUGCUCUGUUUUUUAUACAUUGAAUCUUUGUUGCUUUAAUUCAAUCAACAUUUUAAAAUUAAGAUAUGACUAAAUUGUUUUUGUUUUCAUAGUUAUGACAAAUGUGUUGAAAAAACUAUAUUAUAUAAAGCUCCUUUAAUCACUUA
Seriola aureovittata is the source of this 1678-nucleotide messenger RNA. Its product is annotated as multiple inositol polyphosphate phosphatase 1-like. The record is from RefSeq and is a predicted model, not a curated record. The coding region runs from base 61 to 1434 and encodes 457 amino acids. Lineage: Eukaryota; Metazoa; Chordata; Actinopteri; Carangiformes; Carangidae. The transcript has 5 exons. Gene Ontology annotation, molecular function: acid phosphatase activity; inositol phosphate phosphatase activity.